Molecule: messenger RNA, 914 nt
Organism: Somion occarium
Lineage: Eukaryota; Fungi; Basidiomycota; Agaricomycetes; Polyporales; Cerrenaceae
Source: the annotation of a GenBank genome assembly
CGUGCAUUUACGGCUCUUGGCACCUUGCCUCACCUAACUCUUUGACCGUGAACCAUUUCUACCUUCUGACAAUCAUUGAAAGAUGCCUACAGAACUACCUUAUGCUGCAGAUGCUGAAGUCUCGCUUUCAUAUGACGAAUUGGACGUGCUGAGGAGACAGUAUGAGAAGGAGUUGGCACAAUCUCAUGUUACUGUACAAAGCAAGUUUAACUACGCGUGGGGUCUGGUAAAAAGCCCCAUGAGAGAACAUCAAGUAGAAGGAGUACGCCUACUUCAAGAGAUCUACCGAGCGGAACCCGGGAGGAGACGAGAGUGUCUGUAUUACCUCGCCUUAGGGCAUUAUAAAAUGGGGAACUACGAGGAGGCAAGGAGAUUCAACUCUUUACUGCGGGAGAAGGAACCAACCAAUAUGCAAGCAUCAAGUUUAGAACAACUGAUCGACGACCGUGUCAAACGAGAGGGAUACAUUGGUAUGGCUCUCGUAGGCGGAGCUGCUGCGAUCGGGACCAUUCUGCUCGCAGGACUUAUACGGCGAGCUCGAAAAUAACUCCGAUAACGACCAAAGUUCUGACGUCUUGUUCUUGCAUACGACUCCGACACGCGAUCUCCUUCUUGCAUUCACGAAACCAACUCGAACUCUCCUCCGCUCUACAACUCGCCCAAUCGCAAUCCUCUUUGCUAUCAUCGGACUGACAAAAAAAAAACAUAACUCGUUAUUCUCUAAUGUCAUUGUGUUUUUUCUUUUCCGCUGUGCCAUGUGGUUCGUUCGACGAACAGUCACUCUUGAUGCAACUUGUAUCUCUCUGGAUUCGUCGACCGCUCAACAUUUGUAAUUCCCAGCUCUCGGCUCUCUGACCCAUUGGUUAUCAUCUCGAGAUACUGAGUUCAUGUCGUAACAAAACGUCGCAGAGGUU